AUUUAUACGAGUGUCCGAGUAUGCCCUAUGUGGUGAGAAAGUUAAUAAUAUAGUAUUUGAUUUUUUUAAAUUUGAAAAGCGUUUGUUUUAUGUUUUACUUACCUGUUUUUUUCCUGUUGAAAGUAUGACAGAAGACAUAGUAUAUCAAAGCACUGGCACUAAAUGUGCGCUUAGUUUUUGUAAAAACAUUUAUACGGAAAAUGGUGAAGAAGGUCAAAUAUUGUUUUUCAAUUUUCCUGAAGAUCCAGUAAGAUUUGCAAUUUGGGUCGAGAACUGUGAAACAAAAUACUUGCCAAAGGGAGGCCUUCAAAAUUUAAAAAAAAAACAUAAAUUAUGUUCUAUGCAUUUUGAAGACCGAAUGUUCAAUUUUCAAAAGAAUAGUCUCUUAUCUAAUGCAGUACCAACAUUAUUUAAAGAUAAAUUUCCAGUAAUAACAUCAGUUACAUCUCAAACGAGUCAAAGUGCUUAUGAAACUAUUGUAGUAGAUGAUGACAAAAUCCCACCACCUAUCCCAAUUGAUGCUAUGCCAUCUUGUUCAAAAUAUGAUCAAUAUAUAAGCCAAAACUUGUUUAGUGUAUCAGCUACUGGACUUGUAAAAAAUUCAGUAAGUCUUCAAACUCCAGCUUAUUUAUCAGCUAAAUCUCCACGUAAACUUAAACUCAAAGAGCGACUAUCUGAAGAAAUUAUUAUAAAGAAGCAAUUAGAAAAAACUGUCAUUGAAUUAAAAAAACAAAUAGAAGAAACUAACACUGAAAGUAAUUGUAUCAAAUUGUGUGAAAUGUAUUUACCUCCAACAAUGUUUAUGUUGGUAAAAAAUCAUUUGUUGAACAAAAAUAAAUCACCGAAUGGUCAAAGACAUCCAAAUGAAAUAAUAGAAUUCGCAAAUACAGUUCGUCAUCUUGGACCCAAAACUUAUAAUUUUCUUCAGAAAUAUUUUACCCUUCCUCAUUUGCGUACUUUGAGGAAAAAAACAACUGUUCAUCAAAUUGACAAAAAUAUUCAAAAUUUAGUUCAAAAUGACCAUAAGUACAGUAAAAUUUAAUAGUAUUAAAAACUAAUUUUUUUACAUUGUUAUCAAAGACUGAGUUGAGGUUAAACAAAAAUAUAAUUAUGUAAUGAACUCUAUUAAUUAAUUUUAUACUUACUGUAUUAUAAUUUUUUUAUGUACAAAUUGUUUAGUUUUUAAAUUUAAUAAAGUGAAUUAUGUGUAAAUUUAUUGAACUCACUUUUUAUUUGUUUGAUAUGAUAUAAACUAAAUUUAAACUAUAUUGUUUAAUAAAAUGUAAUACAUAAUAUUUUUUUCUUAGUUU
Molecule: messenger RNA, 1310 nt
Organism: Aphis gossypii (cotton aphid)
Lineage: Eukaryota; Metazoa; Arthropoda; Insecta; Hemiptera; Aphididae
Exons: 4
Coding region: 125-1042 (305 amino acids)
Molecular function (GO): sequence-specific DNA binding
Source: RefSeq, a predicted model, not a curated record